Messenger RNA from Vigna umbellata (rice bean), 1326 nucleotides. NCBI's taxonomy places the organism in Eukaryota, Viridiplantae, Streptophyta, Magnoliopsida, Fabales, Fabaceae. The record is from RefSeq and is a predicted model, not a curated record.
AACGCACAUAACACAACUCAAAACAUUCAGUGUCAGACAUCUUUCGAUCAAACAAAUAAAACAUUACAACAACAAGACAAGCAACAUGGGAGAUGUAGUAGACUUUGCUUUUGUUCAGGCACCAGAACACAGGCCAAAAUCCUCAGUGAUCGUGGCGGAAGGCAUCCCUCUGGUUGAUCUGUCUCCCAUAAACUACCAAAUCGAAGACUCCAUCCCAGUUUCUUGUAUCCAAGGCUUAGUCAAAGAAAUAGGCAGUGCUUGCAAGGAGUGGGGUUUCUUUCAGGUGAUCAAUCAUAAGGUGCCUUUAGAUAAACGACAGAGGAUUGAAGAGGCUGCAAGGAAGUUUUUUGCCCUUGAUUUGGAGGAAAAACUGAAGGUGAGAAGGGACGCAGUUAACGUGUUGGGGUACUUUGAAGCAGAACAUACCAAGAAUGUUAGGGACUGGAAAGAAAUCUAUGAUUUCAAUGUUCAGGAACCCACUUUUAUACCACCUUUACUUCAACAUGAUGAUGAUCAAAGCGUUCAGUUCCAAUGGGAUAAUCGCUGGCCUCACAAUCCUCCAGAUUUCAAAGAAGCAUGCAAAGAAUAUGCACAAGAAGUGGAGAAACUUGCUUAUAAGUUGAUGGAACUUGUUGCCCUGAGCUUAGGCUUAGAGGCAAAUAGGUUUCGCAGCUACUUCACACAUAACACCAGCAAUAUCAGACUCAACCAUUAUCCACCUUGCCCCUACCCUCUUUUGGCUCUUGGCCUUGGACACCACAAGGACACUGGUGUUUUGACUGUGCUUGCUCAAGAUGAAGUUGGUGGUCUAGAAGUCAGGAGAAAAUCAGAUGGAGAGUGGAUUCGAGUCAAGCCCAUUUUCAAUUCCUUCAUCAUUAAUGUUGGUGAUAUGAUCCAGAUUUGGAGCAAUGAUGCUUAUGAGAGUGUGGAGCACAGAGUUGUGGUGAACUCUGAGAAGGAUAGGUUUUCAAUUCCGUUCUUUCUAAAACCAGCACUGUACACUGAUGUGAUGCCCUUUGAAGAGUUGCUUGGCGAUGAAAACCCUCCUAAAUAUAGAUCACUCAACUGGGGCAAGUUCCGCACGGCAAGAAUGCGUAGUAAUUUUGCCAAAUCCAAUGUUGAAAACCUCCAAAUUUAUCAUUUCAAGUUCCCAAGUGACUCAAUCUAAGUUCAUAAUUUGAUGAGUAUGUGAACUUGAACUUUAUAUACAUUGUAAAUACUUCUAGUAGUUUAACAAAUCCAUAUUUAAGAAACAUAAUAAUAAUAUCCAUCAUAUAGAAUGCAUUCUCAAAUAUUAUCCAAACCACAAGCCCACAGAAAUACUAA